AUGACAACUCUGGCCGGAGCUGUCCCCAGGAUGAUGCGCCCCGGGGCCGGGCAGAACUAUCCCCGCAGCGGGUUCCCGCUCGAAGUCUCUACCCCUCUAGGCCAGGGCAGAGUCAAUCAGCUCGGAGGAGUGUUUAUCAAUGGCAGGCCUUUACCCAACCAUAUCCGGCACAAGAUAGUGGAGAUGGCCCACCAUGGCAUAAGGCCCUGUGUCAUCUCCCGCCAGCUGCGAGUGUCCCACGGCUGCGUCUCCAAAAUUCUCUGCAGGUACCAGGAGACGGGCUCCAUCCGACCGGGGGCCAUCGGCGGCAGCAAGCCCAAGCAGGUGACGACGCCGGAUGUUGAGAAGAAAAUAGAGGAAUACAAGCGGGAAAACGCGGGCAUGUUCAGCUGGGAGAUCCGGGACAAGCUGCUGAAGGACGGCGUGUGUGACCGCAACUCGGUGCCGUCAGUGAGCUCCAUCAGCCGCAUCCUGCGGAGCAAGUUUGGGAAAGGCGAGGAAGAGGAGGCUGAGCUGGAAAGGAAAGAGGUGGAGGAAGGCGACAAGAAGGCCAAGCACAGCAUUGAUGGCAUCCUCAGCGAAAGAGCUCCUUUGACACCUCAGUCUGAUGAAGGCUCUGACAUUGAUUCUGAACCAGAUUUGCCUUUAAAAAGAAAGCAGCGUCGCAGCAGGACAACCUUCACAGCAGAACAACUGGAAGAGCUGGAAAGAGCUUUUGAGAGGACACACUACCCUGACAUUUACACCAGGGAAGAACUUGCACAAAGAGCCAAGCUCACAGAGGCUCGUGUCCAGGUCUGGUUUAGUAAUCGUCGUGCCAGAUGGAGGAAGCAGGCAGGAGCCAACCAACUGAUGGCUUUCAACCAUCUGAUCCCUGGAGGAUUCCCACCCAGUGCCAUGCCGACUUUGCCAACGUACCAGCUCUCUGAGCCCUCCUACCAACCCACCUCCAUACCCCAAGCCGUGUCUGAUCCAAGCAGUACCGUCCAUAGACCUCAGCCUCUCCCUCCAAGCACUGUACACCAAAGCAGCCUCCCUUCGAACCCCGAGAGCAGCUCUGCCUAUUGCCUGCCCAGCACCAGGCAUGGAUUUUCCAGCUAUACAGACAGCUUUGUGCCUCCGUCCGGGCCCUCCAAUCCCAUGAACCCUGCCAUUGGCAAUGGCCUCUCACCUCAGGUAAUGGGACUCCUGACUAACCACGGUGGUGUGCCUCACCAGCCCCAAACUGAUUAUGCCCUGUCCCCUCUAACUGGGGGCCUGGAGCCCACCACCACUGUGUCAGCCAGCUGCAGCCAGAGGUUAGAGCACAUGAAGAGCUUAGACAGCCUGCCCACCUCCCAGUCCUACUGCCCACCAACCUACAGCACCACGGGCUACAGCAUGGACCCCGUCACGGGCUACCAGUACGGCCAGUACGGCCAAAGUGCCUUUCAUUAUCUGAAGCCAGAUAUUGCAUAA
Agelaius phoeniceus (red-winged blackbird) is the source of this 1458-nucleotide messenger RNA. The record is from RefSeq and is a predicted model, not a curated record. Lineage: Eukaryota; Metazoa; Chordata; Aves; Passeriformes; Icteridae.